Molecule: messenger RNA, 164 nt
Organism: Ambispora gerdemannii
Lineage: Eukaryota; Fungi; Glomeromycota; Glomeromycetes; Archaeosporales; Ambisporaceae
Source: the annotation of a GenBank genome assembly
AUGGCUUCAUUACAUUUUGGGUUCCGAUUCACGAAUUUCCUUAGUAAGAGUUCUCAGUAUAUCGUUCCAGCCGAUAUGUAUCUUGGUCAAGUUUAUUUUGCACUUCGUAAUGGUAAGGAUAAACCGCCGAUCCAUUAUUCGAUUAGCACAAUUUAUGAUUUAGC